GUGCACAACAUCGACCUCGAGGUCAGACUUUCGCCUGAACGACUUUCGCUCGCCAUAUGCUGGAUGGGACACACUUGCGGCAGUCGUGGUACGCCUCGCUCGACGAUGCCCAGGCCAACUUUCGACAACUCCUAGCUUCCCAUUCUUCAUCGGAAUGGAAGCGCAUCCCUGUGCCCAGCGAUAGCAAUGGCAAAGGAAAGGCUCGUGCCUCACAACCUGAAGUCACUGAUGUAAUCAUUCAUCGCAAGGCUAACAAGUCUGCCGAGAGUAUAUACAGAGCUAUCCUUGACGUGCCAGCGGGUGAUGCUCCAGUCUCGCUAAAUAGCUGGAAAGCGGUUUUAUCCACGCCGGAGCUUCGGAAAGAAUGGGACCCCGCGGUAGAAGGUGCGCAUCUCGUCGAAAUGCUCGACCCGAGUACCAAGGUCUCCAAGAUCAACUUCACGCUUGGCUGGCCUGCCAAUCCUAGAGACGCUGUGACGAUAUCCCGCAGCUUCAGCGACGCUACAACUUUGAUCGACAUCUCAACGUCUCUCCCGCGCUCUCCCGAUGAGCCAGCCUACCUGCGUCCUUCUCCUCCAUACGUGCGAUCAGAGGCUACGCUCUUCGCAUGGUGUAUUCAACUCACUGGCGAGCAACCUUCGUCUAAGCACGAACCUAGGCUGCGCAUUACCUGCUUUUGGCAGCAUGACUUCAAAUCGCUUUGGACAUUCAACACAACUUCCAGUCUCGCUCAGCAACUUUGCGCUAUGAUGAUCGGCCUCUUCAAGACGGUGUGCACGCGUGGCAAUCGCGUCCCUCAGCUCACCGGCUAUGGCAAUGGAGUAUCCGUUGAGCGCCUGCGAUUUGAGAUCGAUCGUGAGGCACUCCAACUGGACUAUUCGGUUGUGCCAGAAGAUGAAGAUCACAUACCACACACGACAGAGCAAGGCCUGGACGAGCUACACGCGAUACGCGAAUACAAAAGGCUUACGCGUUCGAUUGAGUGCGCGGUGCCUGGCGCGGUUGGCUGGGAUGUCCAAAUCACGACGAAAGCCUCUUCUGAUCACGUUGCAAAGCUUCCAUGGACGGCUCGCGCGACACGGACUGCUUCUGGAUCUCAGGGAUCAGGCUCGACUACCGCCAAGGACGAGAAUAUUGUAUUUGCGGUCAAGCAUGCAUCAUUACCAGACGAUCACACUGUUCUGAAAGUCAGGGUCGUUAUCGAGGCCUCUGGGUCCUCUGGUGGGAUUCGCUUGAAUGGCAUUCCUCAGCCAAUAGAGCAGGUUGAGGAGCGGGAUCCACUUUCGUACACGAUCUCUCAGCAGGUGUUGCAAGAUGCUUCUAGCACGGCCGAUAUGAGCCUCAAUACACAUUCAUCUGUUGGGACGGUUGCUGAGAGCGCUUCCAGAUCGUCCACACUGGCGGAACGGCCGCCUCUGGGACGAAUGCAGACCGAACGCACGGCAGCGGCGGAGAAGUCUAUCAUGUCCAGGGUGAAACGCAAUUACAUCUACUUCUCGUCUCUUCUGCAGGAACCAGAAGCGAAGUGGAGACGCACUAUGGAGACGCGAGGAGUGUCCAUAGCGCAACUUGACUCGAUCGACCCGACCCUGGUGGUGUACCGCGCGGAGUCAACGUUCGUGGGCCUCGGGCUGUGGGAUCUCUACGCUGCCGUUGCAACACCGGGUGCGCGUGCGUACUGGGAUAGAUUGUAUGAUGAUAGUACCCUGCUUGAGCAUGUCAAUGAGCUGACGGAGCUGUGGCACUUCAAGACGAAACCUGCGUGGCCUGUUACUGGACGAGACUCGGUGGUCCUUAAAACGGUGUACAAAUCGCCGACUACAAUACAUGUGUUUGCAUUCUCAGCAGACGACCCAAAUCUAUUUCCCAACAUACCCCCUGUUGACCCAAACGUGAUCCGGACGCAGAUCGACCUGCAAGGCUGGGCCAUUGAGGUGCUGUCUCCCACCACAACACAGCUAACCUUACUCGAGCAGUCCGAUCCAAAGGGCUGGUCUAACAAGACGUCCAUCCCACAUCAGAUGAUCGCUACCGUAGCGGGUGUCGGCGAGUUCGCCAUCAAGUGUGGAGGACCACCGAUCAUCACGCGGCUGGAGGGCGCAAAGGCGACGCAGAUGCGGUACGACCACGAGCGAUGGAACUUCCGCGUCGAGUAUGAGGCAUGUGCAGCCAGUCGGAGGACAAAUGAGCCGACGUCGGAAGAGACGCCUGCGACACCCACAUCACCUGCGUUGCCCGUCAUCGAGUGCGAGUUGCGGUGUGAUCUAGAUAACUGGGCGUCUUCUCUGGAUAUUGUGGUCGAUCCGCCACCGCAAUCGAUAGCGUGUCUCCGGCGACACCGUCUAUCUUCCGGUGGUGGCGGUCUAUGGCUCACGAUUACUCACGAUGCGGUCUUCACGGACGACGAUCGAUUGCAAAUAAUCGUGCGACGUGGCCCUGGCGUGGCGAAGGAGAAGGGGCUGGUGAUGGUGAAUGGUGCAAAGGUAGAUGUGGAUGUGGAGGAGCUGGCUGAGCGCGAAGUGAAGAGCCUGCAGAAGAAGAAGCGUGUCAAGCCUCAGCGCGUGCCGCUUGAUCAGCCUCCCGUCCUUGGCGUCAUACGGAGACGGAGGGCGGAAUGGAAUGCUGAUGCAGAGACAGAGAAUGUCGAGAACGAGGAGGAGGGGGACAAGCCUAGUCUGUCGGAGGGCAUUGUCACUUCUGCACCGACUUUUGCUACCUCAUUCAACCGCUGGUUUAAUUAUGCGGUUGAGCAGGCGACGACGACCACGCAACAAGCUGUCGCUGCUAUCUCGCCUGUCGUGACGAGCUUCGCUGAAAUCUCGCCUCUUGCAUCCAAGCCGCCAAUGCAGUACGCUCUUGAGGCACUCACAUAUCUCCAGAGCAUUCACUCGCGAGUGCCUUCCGACGAAUGGACGCUGGUCAACGAGAAGGACGUGCCUGUCUACCGGAAGGUGGAUGCGGAGAUAUCGCCCGUCAUCCCUGUACAUCGAGGCGAGAGGGUUAUUGAGGGUGUGGCCGCAGAUGAGGUUGCGUCUGUUCUGAUGAGCCAUGAUUGCCGCAAGCAAUGGGACACGCGAUUCGACUCUGCUCAGGUGUUCGAAACGUUUGGCGCCGAGAUGCACACGGAGUUUGUGAUCAUGAAAGGCGGUUUCCCGUUCCGCGACCGAGGAUUUUACCUUGCUUCGUUGAUGGCCAGAGGGAGCAUCGUGCCUUCGCUCUUGCGCCGGAACACAGGCGAAUCAAGCGAGACCCAGGAAAGCAGGGCUGCCAUAUACUGCGUCUCGGCGUCUUUCUCUCCUGACUCCGUAGCAGGGUUCGCGCCGUCAAAGUACAAUUCCUAUUCCUUACCCAUGGGACGUGUCUUCGUGGACGGCUGGAUACUGGAGACGCUGGACCCUUAUGGUGCGGAGAACUAUGCUAUCCCGUCGACUAGAUGCACUCGAGUCGUCGCGGUAGACUUUGCGGGUUCGAUCCCUGCUGCCGUAAACGCAUCGAUCAACAGUAUGCUGCCGAAGUCUAUCUUGGCCGUAGAAGCAUAUGUGAAGAGUAUCUCACCGCCUCCAUCACCCAGAUUGCCGGCGGCUGGAGUGAUACUCUCGCAAGCGACAGAAGGUCUAUUGAGGCACAAGGCGUGGACACUGCGACGCCGAGAUCCCCAUCGCGUGCUGGUUGUUCACAGAUACAAUCCUGUGGACAAGGUAUUCAAGAGUAUGGUAUUGCUCAACAGUUCGACGGCUCUAUCACGGCGACCACUGUCUGUUGCACUUGGUAAGAAUAACAAGACUCGCGCAGCUGAUGAACGCCAGAUAUCACCUGUCUCAGACGAAGGAACACAAAGACAGAGCCGCAGCAAAGCUACCUCAAGCGUCAGCCCCGACUCCUCCACCCAGCAGACUGACAAGAAGUCUCCAGAUUCCGCUCGAUCUCGGUCGCCAGACGGCGUUCGUUCAGCCACCAUGUUCACCUCCAGGGGAGAAGUACGCCACCCGGCGAAUCUGCUCGUCGCGGAGCUGAUUGUGGACUCAAAACUUUAUCCGGAUGGAUAUGAAAUCCACGUCGCAUCAUGUAUCGACAAACUAAAGGAACGGAUCUCGCUAUCUUCGCCACUUGGCGACAGGCGUUCCGAACACACGCUGCCGUUCGUAUACACCGUGUACACGCUCCCGUCCUCACCGCUGCAUUCAGCGGGACUGAACACAGAUCGUCCGCCGCGCCAUCUCCUUCGGCUCACGCUCCCUACGGCGCAGUACCAGGUAUCCACUAUUAAUGAUCCACUCACAGGGGAGACGCAGAGCGCCCCGCCGAAGCCGCAAUGGCUAUUGGAAAUGGAAGAAGGCUGCGUUAUCCUGGAUAUCGAGAUAAAGCCGGCGAUUGCAAUGCCCUCCGGGAAGAAAACAAUAGUUCUGGUCGAUGGAAGCGCCGUGCCAGUCCUUGAUGAGAAGGAAUCAUUGACGAGUCUCGGAAGGGAUGAGCUACUGGAUAGCCGGGCGUCGAAGAUGGAUUUGCUCAUUGGUUCAUCAGGAGAGGGUGACCACUUUCCGGAGGAACUGCAGGUGCCCAUUGCUGUGGCGGAUGAUCUUUUGGAAGUCUCGGCACUGGCUCUGCAGAACACGCCGAAGGUCGAGACGCUAGAGAACGACAGCACAGAUGCAGCGCAGGAGAUGACGCCAGAAACUGGUGCCAAUAGCGUCCCGCAAGUGGUAAUCUCUGCGCCCGAAGCGCCGGCACCUGACUCGGGCGGGCUCAUGCGUUUCCUGAACGCGUAUUCCAGCCCGUGGACACGCUUUACAGGGCAGUCACGGCGAUCAAGCAUGACUUCGAGCCCAGCUCCUCUGCCUGGAGCGAUGCCUCGUUCGCCCCCGGAAGAUAGCAUUGGUAAGGAUGUCUCCGCUGCAUCGGAAGCUCAGAGCGAGCAGGUGGGGCUGUUGACGCGCAAUGCGGCGAACAGGAUGUACCCGCUGUCGACGGUGGUUAUCAUUGCGCUUAUCGCAUUCCUCAUGGGCUCCUUUCUGCGCUCGCUGUUGUCGCCGGCAGAUUUUAUCUACGUGGUAUCGGACCGCAAGGAGCUGGAGGGCAUGAACACGGGGUGGCGGGAGAUCCGGCGACUGCUGGAGGUGAAGUACAUUGUGGGUGGUUGGGACUUUCAGAUCGCGGUGGUACGACGACAGUGACGAGAGUUUGAGGACAUGACUCGCUAAUCUAAUAUCUCCUAAUAUUAGCCAAUAAUGCAGAUGAUGUACGAGCUAGCAGUUUCUGUCAUUUGCCGAUGUUUCGCGGGGUGAGAAGGUG
Laetiporus sulphureus 93-53 is the source of this 5289-nucleotide messenger RNA. RefSeq lists its product as uncharacterized. Lineage: Eukaryota; Fungi; Basidiomycota; Agaricomycetes; Polyporales; Laetiporaceae. The record is from RefSeq and is a predicted model, not a curated record. The transcript is spliced from 8 exons. Gene Ontology annotation, molecular function: lipid binding. Bases 57 to 5171 code for a protein of 1704 amino acids.